This is a messenger RNA of Oreochromis aureus, 1415 nucleotides long. RefSeq names its product low affinity immunoglobulin gamma Fc region receptor III-like. NCBI's taxonomy places the organism in Eukaryota, Metazoa, Chordata, Actinopteri, Cichliformes, Cichlidae. Gene Ontology annotation, biological process: cell surface receptor signaling pathway. The coding region runs from base 3 to 941 and encodes 312 amino acids. The transcript is spliced from 8 exons. The record is from RefSeq and is a predicted model, not a curated record. Gene Ontology annotation, molecular function: transmembrane signaling receptor activity.
UCAUGGCGGUCAGAGCUCUGUGCAUCAGACUGUUGAUGACUGUCCUGAUCCUGUUGUGUGCAUAUGCGCAGAAAGUUGAUGCAGUUUCUCUUCGUAUUGUUCCAAACAAAUCCCAGUUUUUUGAAUAUGAGUCAGUUAGCUUUUACUGUGAGGAGAUCUCUCGUGGACACGUGUUACAUAAGAUAAAAGAGGAAGUAGAGCAAUGCAACAAAACCAGUAAGAAAACAAUAGUAACGACAACAGGAUCAAAGUGCACCAUUCAUCCUAUUUAUACAAGUGACAGUGGAGAAUACUGGUGUGGGACAGCAGGAGGGAAGAGAAGCAACAAUGUCAACAUCACUGUCACUGAUGGUUCUGUGAUCCUGGAGAGUCCUGCUGGUCCUGUGAUGGAGGGAGAAGCUGUGACGCUGCGCUGCAGAAACAAGAUGCUUUCCUCCAGCAUCGCAGCUGAUUUCUAUAAAUAUGGACAUCACAUAGGGAGCAGCUCAGUAGGAAACUUCACCAUCCACAGAGUUUCCAAGGGAGAUGAAGGACUUUACAAGUGCAAGAUCUCAGGAGGUGGAGAAUCACCAGAGAGCUGGCUGUCUGUCUCUGUGCCAUGUCUCACAGCUUCCAUAACCUGGAUAAUUGCCACUACUUUACUAAGCACUGUGAUUGUAGUGAUGGGACUCUAUCACUUCCGCAAAGACUGCUACAGAGCAUUGGUCUACUGGUCAACGAUGGCAUAUGGUUCAGGCUCAACAGAAGAUCAAACAGGACAGAAGACAAACAAUGAAGCUGAACUGUGUCCUAAUCCAGUUUAUGAUUCCUAUGGCCAGGGUGACAGUCAGCCUCUAGAAACAGCGAAAUCCACUGUUGCAGACAAACCUUCACGAGGUAUCUACCAACCUGUGGCAGAGGAACCUUUCUAUUCUACAAUUAAAAAACAUGCCCAUCACUGAGUGAGACUGAAAACAAGGAAGUAACUUAGAAAUAUCCAGUAUUGUUUAUCAUGUAUCAUUUUGCAGUCAGUUUAAAUCUGUGUAUUCGUAAGUGCUUACUGUAUUACAGGUCUCUGUAUAAUGAUACGUAAAGAAUUCACAAUGACUAUAAAUGUGAAAACAAAUUUACUUCAGAUUUAGUGUUACUAUACAAAUGAAACUGAAUUGAGUUCCAAAUGUUAAAGGUUAUCAUAUUAGAUAAUAGCUCAGUCAUAUGCAGGUUAUUUUUUCGAGCUUUCUUUCUCAGUUACAAAUGAGUGCCACUGGAGUAAAGGCAUAAAAAGAAACAGAAAAACAAAGAGAAAUAGUCAUGUUUCCAACCUUGUUAGCAUGGUCCAACUGUAAAUAUGGUUGUGGAUAAAAUAAUUCAUUUAUUGCUAAUGAUAUAUUUCACAAAUAAGCUAUUAUCUUUACAACGUAAUAUAGUUAAUAAAG